AUGUUCAUGUCAUUCCUCAUCGCUCGCUCCUACGUAACACGCGUGUGUUGUGAAGUUUAUCUUGUGUGCGAUAACUACCUUCUAAAACCCAAUAUGUUGAACAAAUGUGAUUACUGCAGCAAAAACAUUACGAAAUCUAAACCGGGCCUAGAAUGCAAUCGCUGCGAAAAACUAGUUCAUCUUAACAAUCAAUGCACUGGACUUACCAAUAAGCAACUGGCUGCACUGAAGGCUUCCGAAAACCUAGAGUGGAAUUGUCAAGACUGCCAAGAAAAGACACCCCGACGUAGCUCAAUAGUGAUUCCUAAUGAUGACGAAGACGACGAACAUUACUCUGAGUCUCCCACUAUACAGAUCGACGUUAAAAAACUGCUGGGUGAUAUAUCUAAAGAGGUAGAAAGAGCCAUAAAAAAGGAAAUGAAAGACCUCACUCAAUCACUCCAAUUUCAAUCAGAUAAAAUGGACGAACUGCUUAAAAACAUAGAAAUUAUGCAAGACAAUAUUUCUAAUCUACAAAAGAAAAACACAGAACUUACCAAUAAAAAUAAUAACCUAGAAACGCGGGUAGGUGCGCUAGAACAGCGCAUUCAAGAAAUAGAACAACAAAGGCUACAUAAAAACAUUGAAAUCCACAAUAUCCCGUACAUUGAAAACGAGAACCUACCAGAAAUUGUAGGUAAAGUGGCAAUAAGGCUUAAUCAAAAUGCAUGCAAUGUUAAGCAAAUGAAACGACUGCCCAGUAAAAAUGAUCGACCAGGACCGGUCAUGAUUGAACUGAAUAGUGAGCAAACACAAUUAGAAUGGCUAGCUGCUUCGAAAUCGAUAAGCCCCAGAAUUACAGCUCAAGAAAUAUGCUCACACCACCACUCUUUAAAUGUAAAUACAGCAAUAUUCAUAUGCGAAGCCCUAACGCAAUACAACAAGCAACUACUGUACUAUGCCAAACAGGAGCUCAAGAACUCAUUUCGGUACAUAUGGAUUAAGAAAGGUGUUCUGCGUGUACGCCGGGCAGGAGAAAGCCAGAAACCAAUUAUAAUACGUUCAGCGGAUGAUGUCAAAAGAGUUAAGCUAAGUACCUCUUAA
Molecule: messenger RNA, 1083 nt
Organism: Parnassius apollo (apollo)
Lineage: Eukaryota; Metazoa; Arthropoda; Insecta; Lepidoptera; Papilionidae
Source: the annotation of a GenBank genome assembly